CCCCCACCCCCCUCUUUGCUUGAUGACAUAGCCAUGAGCCUGCCGCCCCAGCAGAAACCCAACGCCAAGAGGACGGGUAAACGCAUCUCCUUCUUCAACGAGCAGGGCGUGGCCAUGAAAGAGCCGGUGGUGCAGCCGGCCGAGGCGGGGUUCUUCGGCCUCAUGCCCCCCCCGUCGGAGCAGAGGCCCGGCGAGGCGGGGGGCGUCCCGGCCUCCGGCGCGGAGGGGCCCAACCUCUACGUCAACUCCGUCAUCUUCAGCCCCGACAAGGGCGGCGAGCAGAGCCGGGGCCACUACCAGCACACGGUGCCCAUGAAGUGGCCCCACCAGGAGGCCCCGCAGCAGACCGGGUGGCCCCAGGGCAUCCCCAUCGCCUCCUGGUCCCAGGGCUAUCCCCAGUACCUGGGCGUGGGCCUCAGCGACGCCAGGGGGGGCCAGGCCGCCUUCCUGAAGCCCAUCAACGAGAAGCAGCAGCUGCCCAACCCCGCCGACAGGGACGUGGCCAAGGCCCGGGCCAUGGACUGGGAGCAGCAGCAGCAGCAGCAGCAGCAGCAGCAGCAGCAGCAGAACGUGGCGGCCAUGCAGCAUGCGCACGCGCAGGCCUACCAGCAGGGCCAGAAGCCGGCGGUGCUGCAGAGCCAGCCGCAUGCCUCGGCGCAUGUGGCCCCCGGGUCCGUGCUGCAGCCCUUCCAGGUCGCCUUCGGGCAGCCCAGGCCGCCCCUCCCCUCCGACUACUACCAGGUGUUCCAGAGCAACCGAACCUUGCCCAACAUGAACUACACUGCGCAGCCAAAGGCCCAGCACCAGCUGCAGCUGCAGCAGCAACAGCAGCAGCUGCAGCAGCAGCAGCGGCAACAACAACAACAGCAGCAGCAACAGCAACAGCGGCAACUUCAGCAGCAGCAGCUGCAACAACAGCAGCAGCAGCAGCAGCUGCAACAACAGCAGCUGCAGCAACAACAGCAGCAGUUGCAGCAACAGCAGCAGCAGCAGCAGCAGCUGCAGCAACAACAACAGCAACAGCAGCAGCAGCAAAACCAACAGCAGCAGCAGCAGCAGCACCCACAGCAGCAGCACCAGCUUCAACCACACCCGGCCCAAAUUCAACACCCAAACCAACACUUUCCAAACUUCUUCCAAAGCACCCACCUGCUCCAUGACAACCCGCACGUUCAGCAGCCCCCACCUCAGGCUUUGGGGCCCCCGGCCCCACCCCAGGGGCCCAGCGUCCAGGUCCCCGUGGACCCUCCCGAGGCCGAACCCCAAAAGUUCCCGUCGGGCCCCCAGCCGCCCCCGGACGCCCCGCAGCCCGCCCCCCGCAGGUCCCGUCGGCUCUCCAAGGAGGGGGGCGUGCCGCCGUCGGGUGACGGCCCCUUCCUGGCGCCCAUGUCCCAGCCGGGCCAGGGGCCCCAGAACGGGGGCCCCGAGGGCCGGGGGGCCCCCGCCAACGAGGACGUCCAAACGGCGGCCACGGGGGUGAUCCAGAGCACGCGGAGGAAGAGGAGGGCGUCCCAGGAGGUGAACCUGGAGACGCUGGCGCAGAAGGCCUCCGAGAUGGAGUCGCUGCCUCCGCAGGUCGUCAAGCCGGAGCCGGGGGAGAUUUGGAUGCCCGGCGGUACGGCGGCCGCCCCGGGCCGAGGCGCGGGCGAGAGGGAGGGCGUGAGUGCCAAGCGUUCCCGUGACGACCUGCUGCCGCUGGUGAUCCCGGUGUCCGUCCCGGUGCGGAGGGCCGACCACCCCUCGCCCGACCGGGAGCAGGCGGACCCGCUGGGGGCGUGGCCUGCCCGGCCCGCGGGCCUGCCGGGCCUCGGCCAGCCCGAGCACAAGCCCUCCGUCAUCGUGACCCGCCGACGCUCCCUCCGGAACUCGCUGUCCGAAAGCUCCGGCCUGAACGGCGGUGGCGAGGGAGGGAAAGACGACGACGGGAAAAAGUCCAAACGCCGGCCCCGCCCCGAGCCGCUCUUCAUCCCGCCCCCGAAGCCGGGCACCUUCAUCGUCCCGCCCGUGUACUCCAGCAUCACGCCCUACCAGAGCCACCUGCGCUCGCCCGUGCGCCUGGCGGACAACCCGCUGACCAUGCCGCCCUACACGCCGCCGCCCAUCCUCAGCCCCGUGCGCGAGGGCUCGGGCCUCUACUUCUCCACCUUCCUGUCCUCGGCCGCCGCCGCCGCCGCCGCCAACAGCCAGGGCCUGCCGCCGCCCGCCACGCCCAAGUCCGCCACCCGCAGCCUGCUGCGCUCCAACAGCUGUGAUAUAACACCCCCGGUUCUCUCUGCGAUGGGCGAGGCCACACCAGUCAGCAUCGAACCGCGGAUUAACAUUGGCAAUCGGUACCAGGCGGAGGUGCCCGAGCUGCGGGACCGUUCUGCGGCCCAGCAGGACCAGCACCUGGCCGAGAUCGUUUGGACUCCGCUGCCCGAGCUGGAAUCCAAGCCCGCUCAGCAGGAAAGAGUGAAUGACCUCAUGAACCUGGCCUGCUCCAGUGCUCUGUGUGGGGGUGGGACCAAUCAGGAGCUGGCCCUUCACUGCCUCUACGAGUGCAAGGGUGACAUUCUGGGAGCUCUUGCCCUCUUGCUGCUGAAGAAGCCGAUAUUUUCCAAGACCCACCCGCUGGGUAACUACCACUACUCAGGGUCUGACGCCUGGACGCCCGCGGAGAAGCGCUACUUCAACAAAGGCAUCAGCGCGUACAAGAAGGACUUCUUCAUGGUUCAGAAAGUGGUGCGCACAAAGACGGUGGCGCAGUGCGUGGAGUUCUACUACACCUACAAGAAGCAGGUAAAGAUUGGCCGCAACGGGACCCUCAUCUACGGGGACACCGAGCCCCCCGAGGCGAAAGCCACCGAGGCGGAGGUGGACGUCAAGAGCUCGCAACGAUAUGAAACACGGAAGGAGGAAGACGCUGACCAGAAGUGGGAUGGGCCAUGUGACAGGAAACAGAACAGUAGCCCCCCCAGGGUGACACAAACACUCCAGGCCUCUGAGAACGUUGGUGCUGUGCUGCUGUUGAAGGAAGAACCCAGGAGGGAUCAGCCGUCCUGGGGGGUCAGUCAGGCCCCGCUCCCUCAGCCGCACCCGCAGCCCCCUCCCGCCCCCUCCAAACCCCGCCCCGACACCGCCGGGAAGAAGCCUGUGACGUCGACCGCCGGGAAGGGCCAGACCAACCAAGAAGGGGAAUUCCCCUGCAAGAAGUGUGGCAGGGUGUUCUUCAAGGUGAAGAGCCGCAGUGCGCACAUGAAGAGCCACGCGGAGCAGGAGAAGAAGGCGGCGGCGCUGCGGCAGAAAGAGGCUGAGGAGCGGGCGGCAGCGGAGGCGGCGGCAGCAGCAGCAGCAGCGGCGGCGGCGGCGGCGGCAGCGGAGGAGGAGGAGGAGGAGGAGGAGGCGCGGCAGAACGGAGAGAAGGAGCAGGGCGAAGAGAGCAGCGACGAGUCCUCGGAGGAGGGGGAGGACGUGGACGACGAGGACUGGCACUGAGCGCGCCCGGAAAAAACGAGGAGCAAAAAACUUAAACAACAACAAAAAAAAAAAACAAACAUGGCGGACGGAGAACGGCAGGGCAAGGCACGCACUCGGCCACGGAGAACACCGUCAGCUGGAGAACAAAGACACGCGUUUGGUUGGGUUUCGUUUCUUUUCUUUUUUUUCUUUUUUUUUUAAAUGGGAUAUUUUCUUCCCAACCCGAACACGUUCGAAGAUGGGCCCUACCCCCCUGUGUGUGAGAGAGUGUGUAUGUGUGUGCGUGCGUGCGCGCGUGUGUGUGUGUGUGUGUGUGUGUGUGUGUGUGUGUGUGUGUGUGUGUACUCUCUGGUCUCGUUAUUUAUUUAUUUUGCUCUUUGGAAGACUUUCAGGAGUUCUUUUUUUAUCCGUACUGGGCCACAGGGAGUGACAGCCAUUUCCUAACUGCGUGAAAACGUUUGCUGAACAGUGUGUACAGCAGUGCCCUCCCCCCAACACUCCUACUGAGCACUUUGGGACUGACCCGGCACAGAAAUGGGGAGGACCGAGGGUGUGCUGAAUUUGGCGUGUGCAUCUCGAACCCCCCCCCCCCCGCCCGAGGGCCACGCCCUAACACCUGCAGGGUUGGGGCGCGGCGAUACGUGGAGUGCUGCUCUCUCUCUCUCUCUCUCUCUCUCUCUCUCUCUUUCUCUCUCCCUCUCCCUCUCCCUCUCUCUCUCUCUCUCUCUAUCUCAACGUGAAUAUACCAUCAGUAAUAUUACGGUAGGGUUCAGUGAUAUGUUACAAUGCAAAAAAAAUAAAUAAAUAAAUAAAAAUUAUGUAAUUAGGAAGUCCGGGGGGAGAAAAACCAAACUGACUGUGUGGGGGUAUGGGGGGGGGGGGGGCAGGCAGUGAUGUCGGGGUGCACAGCACAAGUCUGGCUUCUCACAGGACUGCGGAAUGCACAUGCUCACUUAAAUGUUUCUAUGCCCUAUCCACACCAGCCCUGUCCUGUCCCACCUCUCCCACACUUAAGACUGCCAAAAGCUUGCACAUAUCCACAGGAAGCUCACUUCCAGCAUUCAGUGCUGGACUGUGGGGUUUUCUCUCCUUGUUUAUUGUAAUACCCCCCCCCACCCCAACUGUUAAUGCCUUGGAUGUUUAUGCUUUUUACCUAAACCAGACAAUCAGUUUCACAAAGGUUCUUUUUUUAUUCAACAACUUAUGAUAAUUAUUAUUAUUAUUACUGUAUUGAUGUCUGUUUAUAUUCCUAUAUUAUUAUUAUUAUUGUUGUUGUUUAUUGGUGUAAUUUAGAUUUGUUGUAGUUCUUUUUCUCAUCUGGCUUAAAGUUUAUAUAUAUAUAUAUAUAUAUUUUUUUUUUAAACAGUCCCAAUUAUACAGAAUUUUGGCUGUGUGUGAAAAUUGGGUUGUGGGCAUAAAACGUUUAGACACCAGUCUCGGAAGUGAAAUACAAUGUUGUGAUAUCCAACUGUAGAAGUCUAUACCCCCCCCCCCCGCCCCCCCACGGCUAGGACAAGGCAUAUAUACAGUACUUUACAGGACCCGCUUUCUUAGAUUGUCAAGAAGUCUGCUUUCAGCCCUUCCUGGGUUCUCCCUUACUUUUCCAGUCUGAAGAAAAACAAACUUCAGUUCUCUUGCCCUAGCUACCAGGAUCCGUUUCCAUGGCAGCAGAGACUGGGUGUUCUUUGAAUUUAUCUUCCUUCCCCUUUGAUUAAAUUUACAGCCAAGCGUCGCGGCUCCUUUCGUAUCUCUAGUUUACUUUUUUUGGGUCUGUGGACAAAUUUGUGAGUGCGGCGUAUCUUUGACCUUUCAGUUUGUGCGUUUUGCAUGUGUGUGUGUGUGUGCGCGCAUAUGUGUGUGUGUGCACGUGUAUGUCUGCGUGUUUGCAUCUUAAAGCCAAAACCUUCAGUCGGAAACUUCAGGACCAUAUGAGAAAAAGAACUUGCCUGACUGUUCUUUUUUUUUUAUAUUCAAUUUAUAUUUUUAAACUUCUGAAGAGAUUCACCAGUUCUGAUCUACAAACAGGUCACUGUGCUGCAGUUAUUCCGUUUUCUAUAGAAAUAUAAUGGAGUGAAUUGAUUUUAGGUUACAAACUCUAAGUUGAAAACACUCCUUUCAACCAGUACAGUUAGUUAAGGGAGCUGCAGAUUGAAAAAAAUAAUAAUAUACAUAAAGUAUAUAUAAUUAUAUGUAUCCAUAUUUUCUAUAUUUUCAUAAGGAGCCUAGGACACACUAAUUGUGAAAACAGAAAGGAAUCUCAAUGGCUUUUUACUACAGUGUAAUUUAUUUGUUUUAAUUGGUUGAUUUCUUUCACUUUUUGAAUAAUAAAAUGAGUAAAAAAACACCUUUUAUUAAAAAUUUGAACUUAAAA
Messenger RNA from Anguilla anguilla (European eel), 5827 nucleotides. It is a transcript of the gene mideasb, whose product is annotated as mitotic deacetylase associated SANT domain protein b. The coding region runs from base 34 to 3474 and encodes 1146 amino acids. The transcript has 12 exons. Gene Ontology annotation, biological process: negative regulation of DNA-templated transcription; regulation of transcription by RNA polymerase II. Gene Ontology annotation, molecular function: transcription corepressor activity. Gene Ontology annotation, cellular component: histone deacetylase complex; transcription regulator complex. NCBI's taxonomy places the organism in Eukaryota, Metazoa, Chordata, Actinopteri, Anguilliformes, Anguillidae. The record is from RefSeq and is a predicted model, not a curated record.